Molecule: messenger RNA, 1869 nt
Organism: Caenorhabditis briggsae
Lineage: Eukaryota; Metazoa; Nematoda; Chromadorea; Rhabditida; Rhabditidae
Exons: 5
Coding region: 1-1869 (622 amino acids)
Source: RefSeq, a predicted model, not a curated record
AUGUGGAAACGGUCUUCUAUUCUUCUCCUUCUUCUAGUUGGAGCUUCUUGGGCGUUUGUUCCCGAUGAUCCAGAAUUCACAUUCUUCGAAUCGGAUGGUCCUGUGGAAGUUGCCAAGAGGUUCUUGGAUCGUAUCAAGAGAAGUGUGGAUUCGAGAGAUGUUGCUGUGAUCAGUGGACUUUUCAAUCCAGGAUUUGAAUUUAAUGGAUGCAAAGGAGAUUAUAAUAAAGCAAAAGUGGUCGGAAUCCUGAGCCAUCUCUCAGCUGGUACUUCAUUCUCCAUGACCCUUCAAUCCGCUGUCACCCUCGGAACCGAUCAAAUCAAGUACUCGGUAUCUGUCUCUGGGUUCGGACCAUCUCCAAUCAUCGCUGAAUUCAUUCUGAACAUCCACGACCAACAACUUCAUUCUGGAAGUAUUCCAGCUUGUCAACACUUGAUGGGAUUCUUCCGAAAAUUCAUCGCAAGCAUUCCAGAAGAACAAGUCAAGGCAUUCCUGGAUCGAUUGAAAGCUGCUAUCACAUCCAGAGACUCCACAGCUCUUCUGAAUCUCUUCCAACCUGAUUUCAAGUUCAUCGGAUGCAAAGCAACCUAUGAUCGAGAUCAAUCUGUUGAGAUGUUCAUGCAAAUCCCAGCGGAAGCUUAUCUGGCAUACACAUUCAAAUCAGUGCAAGACCUUGGAGAUUCAAUUAAGACAGUGGUAAUUGCAGAGGGAUUCAAAGCCACGAUUCAUGUCGAAUUCGAGUUUGUCUUGAGUAAGAAGGAUCAGAAAAUCGAGAAGGCUAGUAUGGUCUGCCCGAAAAGGCGUCGGCUUGUUACUGCUAAAUAUGGGAUCAAAGGACAAAUCGAUAACUUUUUAGAUGAAUUGACAAAGGAUAUUGAGACAGGAAAUGCCAUUUUGAUAGGCACACAUUUCGAUGAAGGAUUUGAAUAUGAAGGAAUGAGAGGAACCUAUAAUAAGCGUCAACUCGUCGGAAUCCUGUCACGUCUUCCUCACAACCACCAAUUCUCUUUCAAAUUACAUAAAAUCGGAUCCCUUCAAAAAGACAACAAAGUUGAUAUUGGUGUGACAGUCACCGGAUUGGGACCCGCUCCAUUCGAGACCUCAUUUGUUUUGGACACCAGAAUCUUCAGUCUGAAAAGUGGAAAAUAUCUGAAAAAUGAGAUAGGUUCUGUCCCUCGUAGAAAACCAUUAGGCACAGCUGAGGAAAUGGUUCAUGACUUUUUGGAUAGAGUUACGAAGGCUACGGCAUUGAAGAAUUAUGCAGAGAUUUCGGGACUUUUUGAAGAUAGUUUUGUGUUUAAAGGAUGCCGAGGAAAGUAUACAAAAGAACAAGUCAUCAAAAUACUUGGCAAACUCCCCGCAGGAACUAAAUUCACAAUUAAUCUGAUGGAAGUCAACGAUCAGGAAUCUACAGUCAAGUAUACUGUACAAAUCGUAGGAAUGGGAGCAAUGGACAUGCAAGCGGAAUUCGUUUUGAACAAAAAAACACAGAAACUGGUGUCCGGGGGAAUUCCACUUUGUCAAGACAGCCAAUUAGAUUCCAACUCGAUCGUUGAGCAAUUUUUGGCAAUAAUGCAACCGGCUGUAGAUGCAAGAGACGGCACAAAACUCGCCAGCCUUCUUAACGAUGAAUUCAAGUUUAACACUUGUAAUGGAUACGAAGAUAAAGCCGCUGCUAUCGCCAAAAUAACGAGUGCUCCAUCAAUGUUCAAAAUUUCGAUCAACUUCGUCUCUUCGAGAUUCCUGGCAAACGGACAAAUCGAAACGGUUGUGGAUAUCAUUUCGAUUAUGGGUAGAGAGCGUACCAUGUUUCUUCUGGAUUUGACCAAAAAUGUUCUCGUGGCUGGACAACUUUAUAAAUGUCCUUGA